AUUUCGCAGGUGCUAACUAGUUUAAAGAAAUAUUUGAAGUAAGCAAAAGUUAAAUUUAUUGUGACAUCAAAUUUCUUUUAAAAAAAGCUAAAUAAGACCCAGUUGCUGCUUAAAAUAAAGAAAAGCAAAUUGAAAUGGAAAAUAUCAUAUAUAAACGUCAUCAAAUUCAUAUCAGCACAAAAAUCAAUGGUCGCGUUGUGACCGCCAGAAAACGCUACCUUGCGCCGAUUCUGUGAUUGCGAAAUCAAAAUACACUCACGCGCAAAAUACAUUUUAUAUAUAUCAAAUUACGAGUUUGUAUUUUGUCUGCGCGUUCAAAGCUGUGGUUAAUUUUAAGUACUCACUUAACAGAAAUCAUGGAGACUACCGAGACCGAUUCCUUGAAAGCCGUCGGGGAUACUACAGGUCAGGGUCCUGUGAAUGGCAUGGAUACACAGAACAAGCAAGAGGUAUCUGGAAAGAGGAAAAGAGAUGAAGAUGAACCACAACCUUCAGCAGUUGACUCCAUUGUUGAAGAGACUCAUGUGGAGUCUAAAAAUGAGCCUGAUCAUCCCGCAUCACCGGACUUCACCACUCCGAACGACAGCUUCCAAUCGGCCGUCGACGGGGACCCGGCGCCCGCCGAGGGAGCCGGCGGUGAUACGGGCGGACCGAGUCGCCGCUCCUCCCGCGCCGGAACCGCAACCCCGGCCGGAGCCGCCACCGGUGCUGCCAAAAAGGCGGACGAUGGGAACGACUCGGAUUCGACUACGGGCCUGGAGGAGGAUGAGUUUCUGGUGGAGAAGAUUCUGGAUUAUACCAGGGAAAAUGGUGUGGACAUGUUCCUGAUCAAGUGGAAGGGCUGGAACAACACGCACAACACGUGGGAGCCGCAGGAGAACCUUAGCUGCCUGGAGAUGAUGAUCGACUUCUUCAAGGAGCGGGAACUCGCGCACCAAAACAAGCGGCGGAAGACGGAACCCUCCAUGGCCAGGGAGGGCUAUGUGCAAAUGUUUGAAGAGGAAUAUUUGCAAAUGACUCCCAACGAGGUGGCAAAAGAGUUCUCUCAGCAUCUCGUCAAUGGCCAGCUGAAGUUUAAGGAAAAACUAAAACCCAUCAAGACGGUCCACAUGGAGAUCGAGUCGUUCGUUCGCCGUAACGGUCUGAAGCCCGACUCUCUGAAGGCGCUGAGGAAGGUCCGUCACCUGAGGGACCAGCUGCUGCAGCACAAGCUGGUCGAGACGCGCGAGCGGCAGCUGGUGCGACUCAAACAGUGGGAGGAUGACAUUAACACGGUGUGCUCGGACUCUGCGAAAAUCGUCGUGGAGAACGCCGUGGACCUGGCGCUGCCGCCCGACAACUUCGUCUACAAGAACGACUACGUGCCGGGCGAGGGCGUAGUGAUUCCCUCCGACCCGGUGAUUGGCUGCGACUGCACUGUCUGCUACCCGGGCACCAGCUGCUGCAGUGAGAAGGCCGGAGCGCCGCCCGCCUACACCAAGGCCGGCAAACUGCGGCUGCAGGUCGGCCAGCCCAUCUAUGAGUGUAAUAAGGCGUGUCGGUGUGAGAGCGACUGCUUCAACCGUGUCGUGCAGCGGGGACGCAAGGUGAAGCUGUCCAUCUUCCGCACCUCCAACGGAUGCGGCUGGGGCGUCAAGGCCCUGGAGUCCAUCAAGCGCGGCUCGUUUGUGGCCGAGUAUGUCGGCGAGGUUAUAACCAACGAGGAAGCCGAGAGGCGAGGAGAGAAGUACGACUCCGUGGGCGUCACCUACUUGUUCGACCUCGACUUCAACGACCACAUCAACCUGUACACGGUGGACGCGGCCAUGUACGGCAACAUCUCCCACUUCAUCAACCACUCGUGUGAGCCGAAUCUGGUGGUGUACGGUAUGUGGUCGGACUGCCUGGACCCGAACCUGCCGCGCCUGGCGCUGUUCGCCUGCCGCGAUAUCCUGAAGGGAGAGCAGCUCUACUUUGACUACAACUCGCCGCUGGGCAGCAACGUCUCCGGAAAGCCGCUCACGCCCACCGCAGGCGCGGCCAAGCCGCCCCCGACAGUCUCCGUGGCGCUCUCCCCUCCUCCCGCCGACGGCUCGCGCACUCCGCCGCGGCAGGAGGGCACUCCUGACGCGCCCUCCGAGGCGCUGGUCAGCCCCACCAAGUCGCCCCGCCGCCAGAUCGGCGGCCACCCGUCCGCCCGCAUCACCUGCAAGUGCGGCGCAAAGGCCUGCCGACGGUACCUGUUCUGAGGACGUGUCAUUCACCGCCGCCGCUGCCAUCGCGCACCUCGAGGGCGAGGUGGUUUUCUGCGCAUGCGCGCGGUUGCACCACUGCCAUGAAGUUGUACCUGUGAGGACUACUAAGCCUCUUUCACGUGGUGGAAGUGGUGAACGUGAAGAGACGUGAUCUCGUUCUCGAGAUGUGAUGCCGGAUGAACUGGUGGACUGAUGGCGUUCGCCAGCCAUUCAGUCAAUACCAGUCAAAGGAAGUGAGGACUGAGGAGUUGGCUGAGGCCGGCUAAGUCGAUACGAUUCCGUCGUAUUCAUCGUUGGUGACAGCGCCCUCUGGGCGAUUCCAAGCUGGACGUUGGAGCUGGACAAGCAUGCCAUUAUAUGUAUCGCACAAUGCAUCGCACAUGUUCAACGGCGCAAGCAUCUGUGUCUCUAGAAGCAAUCGCCUGAAACUAAUGUUCAAUCCGAGUUCAACUCGAGUGUGAUGAUCGAAAGAGGGGAGAGUUUUGGAGAAGCGUGUGCUUUCGCACCAGGUCGCCAUUGUGAACACUGAACUUGUGAACACUGUUCAGUGUUCACGCUGAACUACAUUCUGUGUUGUGCUGUCGAAUGUUGCCGGAUGGUAGGGUUUCAAGACCAGGUUUAGCAAUGCGAGGUGUGCCAAAAUGUCUGAUAUGCAUGCUGCAGUGUCGGGAUGCUCGCUUUUGCGGACCAUUCCACUGCGUGGAUGUAGGGCUUGUAAAGAUUCCGACUGAGAAAGACGACUAUUUUGACCUUGUUUUCAUCGAAAGUGUGGUCAAAGAUGGCCUGGUGUGUUGCACGUUUUGGAGCAUUUUCAUCGUUAGAUGCGGAAAGUUAUUUGUUUAGCUUAAUUUAAGCGGCGCAUGUGCGACCGGCUGAGCGUUUUACGCCGUUAUCCGCUGUCUCAUCUCACAAUAUCAUUAUCAUCAUUUGGGCGGUGGUCGGGGCUGGCGCCCGACCGAACUUCAUACCACGCUUUUACUUAGCCAGUGUCACGGAUGGCGUCACAUUACCAAUACAUGCGGACCGGAGAAGA
Molecule: messenger RNA, 3267 nt
Organism: Amphibalanus amphitrite
Lineage: Eukaryota; Metazoa; Arthropoda; Thecostraca; Balanomorpha; Balanidae
Product: histone-lysine N-methyltransferase SUV39H2-like
Exons: 11
Coding region: 357-2228 (623 amino acids)
Cellular component (GO): nucleus
Molecular function (GO): protein binding; histone H3K9 methyltransferase activity; zinc ion binding
Source: RefSeq, a predicted model, not a curated record